UUUGUUCUCGGCCCGGCCCACCCCGCCGACAGCUUGUUUUGGCAAAUAAUCAUGGCGGCUGUUCCGAUGGAUCCGCUCCGGGAGCAAUCCCUUGCUGAUUACAGAAAGAAACUUUUGGAGCACAAAGAAGUCGAGAGCCGACUGAAAGAGAUGCGAGAGCAGCUUAAAGAAUUGACCAAGCAGUACGACAAGUCUGAAAACGACCUGAAAGCUUUGCAGAGUGUCGGACAGAUAGUUGGUGAAGUUUUGAAGCAGCUGACUGAAGAAAAAUUUAUUGUGAAGGCGACGAAUGGGCCUAGGUAUGUUGUCGGCUGUCGGCGCCAGUUGGACAAAGCCAAGCUGAAAUCUGGUACACGAGUGGCGCUUGACAUGACCACCCUGACGAUUAUGAGGUACUUGCCCAGGGAAGUGGAUCCCUUGGUCUACAACAUGUCACAUGAGGACCCCGGAGAUGUCACUUAUUCCGAGAUCGGAGGUCUAGGCGAGCAAAUCCGAGAAUUGAGAGAGGUAAUUGAGCUCCCCCUUCUGAACCCAGAGCUAUUUCAACGAGUGGGUAUCACCCCUCCUAAGGGUUGUUUGCUCUACGGCCCACCUGGAACUGGAAAAACUCUCCUGGCUCGAGCCGUAGCCAGCCAGCUUGAUGCAAACUUCCUCAAAGUUGUCUCUAGUGCAAUUGUAGACAAAUACAUUGGAGAGAGUGCUCGUUUGAUUCGAGAAAUGUUUAACUAUGCCAGGGACCACCAGCCUUGCAUUAUUUUCAUGGAUGAGAUUGAUGCCAUUGGUGGCAGGAGAUUUUCCGAGGGCACAUCUGCUGAUCGAGAAAUUCAGCGUACUUUGAUGGAGCUUCUCAACCAAAUGGACGGCUUUGAUUCAUUGGGACAAGUAAAAAUUAUCAUGGCCACAAACCGGCCAGACACCCUGGAUCCUGCGCUGUUGAGACCUGGUCGUCUGGAUAGGAAAAUUGAAAUUCCUCUGCCCAACGAGCAGGCUAGGUUGGAAAUCCUCAAGAUUCAUGCAGGUCCAAUUGCCAAGCAUGGCGAAAUUGAUUACGAGGCAGUAGUGAAGCUCUCUGAUGGCUUCAACGGUGCUGACCUGAGGAACGUGUGCACAGAGGCUGGUCUUUUUGCGAUCCGUGCUGAACGCGAGUACGUAAUCCAAGAGGACUUCAUGAAGGCUGUGCGCAAAGUGUCUGAUAACAAGAAACUCGAAUCUAAGCUGGACUACAAGCCCAUUUAAUAUGUCUGCUGAAAUGAGCUGAAGAGACGUCCCGUGCUCCUGCUCAUAUUUACUUAGCGGGUGCUUCAUGUACUCUGCUUCUCUGUUUGCAUUAAUUUAAUAAUAAAUUCCAUUUAAAUUUGAUAUAA
This is a messenger RNA of Neocloeon triangulifer, 1364 nucleotides long. It is a transcript of the gene Rpt4, whose product is annotated as 26S proteasome regulatory subunit 10B. Gene Ontology annotation, cellular component: proteasome regulatory particle, base subcomplex; cytosolic proteasome complex. NCBI's taxonomy places the organism in Eukaryota, Metazoa, Arthropoda, Insecta, Ephemeroptera, Baetidae. Gene Ontology annotation, biological process: positive regulation of RNA polymerase II transcription preinitiation complex assembly. The transcript is spliced from 9 exons. The record is from RefSeq and is a predicted model, not a curated record. Gene Ontology annotation, molecular function: proteasome-activating activity; ATP binding; ATP hydrolysis activity. Bases 52 to 1236 code for a protein of 394 amino acids.